AUGCUGCUGUACCCGACGCACGACUGGGGCGCGGUGGAUGGCCUCCUUUUCUCCUCAAUUUCCUCCAUUUCUUCUUCUCCUGCUUCUCAUUCUGUGCACGCUCGCUUCACCCACUCGCUGCACGCUCUCUUCGUCGCCUCGCUCCGUUUUGUUCGAACGCCCUAUCCUCCGGCUCUGCACCAUGGCCACCCGUUCCUCCAUUGGUGCUGUUGGUUGAGCUUCCUUGGAUUUUGCGUUGGCUCCUUCGUAGGAGUGUGGCUUGUUCUGUCCUUGCUGUCCAGGUUGUUCCAUCUUGCUGAUUUGGUGCAGAAUCUCCGUUUAGCUCAUCGUCGCGUCUUCAUUCUGCUCGUUGGGUCGCGUCAAGGAUGUGUGCGUUUUUUUGGGUUGUUAUUCCUAUUUUGGAGGCUAUGGUGGCCGAGUGCGCUUUGCCAUCCCUUUUGCACCUGUGUGAGGUUGCAGAAGAUGGCUCUGUCCUUGCUGGGUGGAGCUUGAGCUUCCUGGGGAUGGUUCUGGUGGAGUGCCUCGGUGAGAGUUUUUUGGAGCUCGACCUGGUGUGGGUUCAUGAAUGCUUUCCUGUAACUAAAUGCUUCUUAUUAAGCAUGCUAUAAAACUAGAGUCUUUGACUGCUCGAGUGGCUGUGUCAACGCAAGAUAAAACUAAAAAUCCCCUAUAUUAUGAAGUGAACCCUACCUUAUUAUAUGUGUGUAUAUUGUUCAGUUAUUGCUUGCUCUCCGCGGGAUCAGUUAUUGUUUGCUCUUCUAUGUGUGAUAAUACUGCUUUGUAACAUGCAGUCGUUUUUCUCUUUUUGGAUUGCCCAUUUUUUGUUUCCUUUUUGAAGUUUUAUUCCCUCUGCUAACCGUCUUAUUUUUUGAUACCAGUGUGGCCUCUGGGCUGCUUGUGUCUCCUUGGCCCAUUUAUUCGUGAUGCAAGGAAAUGGCCUCUGUGUUGUCCCCUCCUGCAGCAGUUAGAUCUAGCCCCUUGGCUGAAACCUGAUACCAUUGUACAGCAGUGCAAGUGUCUUGCCUGAUGGUCUUUAAAAAAUUCUUAUACAUGAAUGGCUGGACUGAUUUUUUCAACAUAAUAAGUACUUGUUUUCUAUAGUUGGUAGCAUAUAUAUAGCUUACGGAGAUCUCAUGUAAUAGAAACAGACAUCUAAGUUGAAACUUGGGGAUC
Triticum dicoccoides is the source of this 1173-nucleotide messenger RNA. RefSeq lists its product as uncharacterized. Lineage: Eukaryota; Viridiplantae; Streptophyta; Magnoliopsida; Poales; Poaceae. The transcript is spliced from 5 exons. The record is from RefSeq and is a predicted model, not a curated record. The coding region runs from base 1 to 492 and encodes 163 amino acids.